This is a messenger RNA of Knipowitschia caucasica, 396 nucleotides long. Lineage: Eukaryota; Metazoa; Chordata; Actinopteri; Gobiiformes; Gobiidae. The record is from the annotation of a GenBank genome assembly.
AUGACCGCCUACCUGAGCAAGCAGCAGAGUUGCUUCUCAGAGCUGGAUGGUCAAGAGGACAGAGAGGGACCGAGCUCCUACAGCUGGCUCUCACAGCAGCCUGGAACUCUUCACCACCACUACCAACAUCAGCAUCAGCAGCAGCAGCAGCAUCAUCAUCAUAACCAGCAGUCCGGCCAGCGCUACCAUUACGCUUCAGUGCCGGGAGGUGCCACCCUCCCGCGGAGGGGGGGGCGCCCGGGUGGCUGGCAUCACUCGGACAGCCUGUCCCACAGGAGUCCCAGUCACUUUGCAUCAGUGAGGGCCAAGGGGGGCAGCUGCGACCUGUGGCCUUCAGAGUGUGGCUGCCAUCACAACUGGCACGAGCCCUAUCAGGUAAAACAGGAGCUGUGCUAA